Molecule: messenger RNA, 3017 nt
Organism: Leguminivora glycinivorella
Lineage: Eukaryota; Metazoa; Arthropoda; Insecta; Lepidoptera; Tortricidae
Product: U3 small nucleolar RNA-associated protein 25 homolog
Exons: 8
Coding region: 166-2472 (768 amino acids)
Biological process (GO): maturation of SSU-rRNA from tricistronic rRNA transcript (SSU-rRNA, 5.8S rRNA, LSU-rRNA)
Cellular component (GO): nucleolus; small-subunit processome
Molecular function (GO): rRNA binding; U3 snoRNA binding
Source: RefSeq, a predicted model, not a curated record
AUUUGUUAAUACUACAAAGUUGUCAACACUGAUGAAACGUCAAAUGUCAAAGUUGUCAAACGCACGUUUUCGUUUUCCCAAUUUGUCAUGUGUACAAAAACUCAAGAAACAUCGCUUUUUCUUUGAAUUUUAAUUACUCCAUCUCAUCUAAGUGUUAAGUUUAAAAUGGGCCGUGGUAGAGGAGGUAAGUUUCAUAAAAGCAAUAAAAAACAACACACAGAACAUUUCAAAAAAAAGAAAGAGAAGAAAAUCGAGGUUGUUAACAAAAAGGCCUUAUUUAACCGAUACAAAAAUAAGCAAAAGGUUGAAGAAGAGAAUUUGAAGAAGGAGCAACUGGAACGGAAGCUGAAGCAGCAGCAGGCAGCAUACUCGGAGAGUGAAGAAGAAGAAGAUCCGUAUGGAAUGCUAGUUUCUUGUUUCAGUCAGCCUAAGAAACAAAAAGUUGUAAUAGAUAGUGAUGAAAGUGAUAGUGAACAGGAGCCGGAGCAGAGUGGUGAUGAGGACAUGGCCGGUGAACAGGGAGACGUUGUCAGUGAACAGGAAGACAUGGCAAGUGAGAAUGGAGAUGAAAAUAUUGGCAGAGAUGAAAGUGAACAGGAGUUUGAAGACAUGCAGGAUGAAGAUGAGCAGGACAGUGACUUGGAGACAAAAAUAAAAACUUCACAAAAAACUGAAAAUGAGGAACAAGACUCCUCCAAUGACCCGUUUACCAAGCAUCUACAAUAUGAACUUGGGGAAGAUCUGUUAGUUACUCUCUCAAAUCCAUCUGCAGAGAAUUUGGACCAAGUUGAAAAAACAUGGCCUAUUCUUGGUAACAUAUCUGUAAAAAUCCCUAAACCUGUCAAAUUAAAAGCCAAAGUGAAACCUAAAAUAUCCUUACUAGAAGAAAAACCUUCAGCUCCCACGGGCACUGUUCCACAGAUAGCAAACACAGAUUUUCAACAAAUGUUCAUUAAAUCACAAAUACAUGGCAAUAUUGUGUCUGCAAAUAAAACUAAUUUGAUAAAGAAUGAUUUGGAGCUGACUGAGGUGUUCACUCCUCUGCAACGGGAACUAUUCGGUAUAAUGAACAACUAUCAAGAUCUUUACUACCCAGAGAGGACAUUUACUAAUGCUGAAGAGAUUCGCUUUACAUACUGUUUGCAUGUGGUUAACCAUAUGUUGAAGACCCGGACUAAAAUCCUUCACCAUAAUGCCAAGCUUAGUAAGAAGACUGACCCUUCUGAGGAAUAUAGAGAUCAAGGCUUAGUAAGACCAAAGGUACUGAUACUGGUUCCAUUCAAAAGUGCAGCAUACAAAGUAGUCAAAACUUUAAUGGACAUCCUAGUGCCUAAGGAAGCAGGUCAGGUGGUCAACAAGAACCGGUUCGAGGAGGAGUUCACCGGGGGUGAGCUUGCCAUGCCACAGAAGAACCCUAAACCGGAGGACUAUGAACUCAUGUUCAGUGGAAACACUGAUGACACUUUUAGAUUAGCUAUGACUCUAACUAAGAAAACAUUGAAGUUGUACACAGAUUUCUACUCAUCAGACAUCAUAGUGGCUUCGCCCCUCGGCCUGCGCAUGAUUGUCGGCGCGGAGGGCGAAGAGGAUCGCGACUACGACUUCUUAGCCUCCAUAGAAGUCCUGAUCAUGGACCAGACGGAUGUCUUCCUUAUGCAAAACUGGGACCAUCUAUUGCACUGUCUGGACCACUUCCAUUUGCAGCCACAGAAGACGCGUGACACUGAUUUUUCUAGAGUACGAUCUUGGGCUAUCAAUGGAUGGUCAAAAUAUUACAGGCAAACGUUGAUCUUCAGCUCAGUGGCCCUGCCUGAGAUCAAGUCCAUUCUCAACCACAAAUGCCAGAACUACGCCGGCAAGGCGGUCGUCGCGAACCCGUGCGAGGUCGGCUCCAUACAGCAAGUUUUAUUGCAAGUGCCGCAGAUCUUCCAUAGAUUCAACGCUAGCAGCCCGUUGGCAGCGGUAGACGCCCGGUUCGAAUACUUCGUGAAAGAAGUCCUGCCGAAACAGCGGGACCCUCUCAUGAGCCACACGCUCAUCUAUGUGCCCAGCUACUUCGACUACGUGAGGAUACGAAACUAUUUCAAGAAGGAGGAUAUUGGAUUCGUGCAGAUUUGCGAAUACUCUAAGGAUGGUAAAAUAGCUCGCGCGCGCGACAUGUUCUUCCAUACCGAAGCGCACUUCCUACUGUACUCUGAGAGAGUCCACUUCUUCCGACGGUUCAGGAUAAAAGGCAUUCGGCACAUCAUCUUCUACCAGCCGCCGACCUACCCGCAUUUCUACUCGGAGAUGUGUAAUCUUAUGCAGGAAUCGAACCAAAAUAAAUACGGCGGCAGCGAGUUCAACAUGUCUGUGACAACCCUGAUGUGCAAAUAUGACGCGGCGCGCGCCGCCGCCGUCGCGGGCGCCGCUCGCGUCGCCGCCAUUCUGCGCUCCGACAAGCCUGUCCAUAUGUACAUCACGGGCGAGUGACUUUAUGUUCUAACCAACAAGUACGUUUAGCAGCUGUUAAACAUGGCAGUGACAACGCUGAUGUGCAAGUGCGACGAGUCGCCUCCGUCCUGCGCUCCCACAAGCCCGUGCACAUGAUCAUUCAAGGCUUAACUUUGGGUACAGCCUGGCAAAAAAGAGUAGAAAAUAAUAGGGGCGCCACCGUCUAUGCAAAAUGGUUUGCAUGUGGCAACUAUUUUGACAGAUUUUGACACUACUUUUCAAUGAGAACAGUUAAGUGUUGCUAUGAUAAAAAAAAAAUUAGUUCCAUUUCUCCUCUUUUUUGCCAAGCUGAAGUACUACGAUUUUGAGUUUCACUGUUAUGAACAGGGUUCAUUUUCAUGAUUGAACCUUGUUGACUUAUAGAUCGUGUUGCAUCAUAUUUACUAUGACGUGAAUGUUGAAAUAAGGAAAUAGUUUCCUUUGUUAUGAAAAAUUUGUCAUUGUUUGUUGUUUUGUUGUAGUUUGUAAAUACUUUCACAUUUUAAAAUCAUAACAUAAAUAAAAUAAUUAUCAUGUUCAUAUUA